Molecule: messenger RNA, 1324 nt
Organism: Schizophyllum commune H4-8
Lineage: Eukaryota; Fungi; Basidiomycota; Agaricomycetes; Agaricales; Schizophyllaceae
Exons: 1
Coding region: 81-1256 (391 amino acids)
Source: RefSeq, a predicted model, not a curated record
CGUCCACCAAGCCCGCGUCGCGGUCCACCCAAUCAUCAAGAACCACGGAUUACGGCACUGUAAUACCCGAAGGUAGCCCAAUGAGCGUCUUCGCCAGGCGUACUGGCCCGAUCCGCAGGCUGUACACUUAUGUCUUGCGUCUCCCAUUUGGGCUGUUGAGUCGCCGCGACCCUCCCGCGUCCCCGGUGACGGAUCCUCACCAUUCAUCCUUGCCUUCCCCAGUCGACCCCGGCAUUCCGAGUGUACCACCCUCACCUUUGCACUCUGUGGAGGCUUGGGUACAAGAGGUCCACGCAGCGCUAUCCCUGGCCGCUUCUGACGCUGCUUCCUCUCCCGACCUUUCUUGCUACGCUGCGGGGAACUCAACCAUUCCCUUUCCAAGUCUGGAUGAGCCCUCCAUGACCGCAGACUUACGCGGCUUGCAGGGCAGCAUCGACAGCUUCCCCGAAAAUGCGCACGCCCCAUGUGAUCCCUCGCACACCUUCAUCUCGACCGACGAGAUCACCGUCUCUGAGGGUCCCUUCCCAGGCCUAAAGCUGCAUAUUCACGUCGGACCAAAACGCAACGCCGACGCCGUACCACUUGCAGACGCAAUGUCCAACUUUUUCAUGCGCGGCGUUGCAUCGAGCCAUCACUGCCUGACGCAGCUCUACGUAUCGCUUGAGCACGCAACAGUGCGCGGUGGUCGGUUCAUGGGCGAGGACGCUCUCUACGUCAUUCUUCGGCAUAUGUCACACUGGCUGCGCUUGGUCCUAUCGGUGCACAUUAAUUAUCAAUGCCCCGACGAACUCUCGGUUUACGACCCUUCCAUUCGCUACGAGCUCGUCGUCCGGGAAUCGUUCUGCAGACUGCGUCGCCUGAGGCUCGAAGGGAAGACGGGUGUGCGCCGCCUUAGCAUCUUUCCCCUGGUGCAGCUUCGGCAACUCGAGAUCGCAUUCGAUAUUGGGACCGCGGGCCUCGCGAUACUCCUGUAUCAUUGUGGGGAACUGGACAUGCUCUUUGUUCGCAGCAACACCAUCAACUUCACCACCAGCCUAACAAACUCGGUCAACGACGAGGUUCGGCGCCUCACGCGCUUCCCUUCUGUCAUGCAUCUCGAAGGGGACCAUUUCGACGCUGAGCUGUUCCGCUACAUUGCUCGUGACGUAGAUGUCCGCUUGACGGUGUCCCGGGCAUGUCCUCGGCUUGCGGAGCUGCAACACAUCUUCAAAGGCCCACAAAAUCCUUGGCUCCUUCGCAUAGUUGACAAUAUCUAGGAGCAUGGUGUCGCGCCCCUCGUACGCACCUCGUGUAUAGGAAUUCCUUUACCAACUCUGUCAGGUAC